Camelina sativa (false flax) is the source of this 1405-nucleotide messenger RNA. RefSeq lists its product as uncharacterized. Gene Ontology annotation, molecular function: protein binding; ubiquitin protein ligase activity. Gene Ontology annotation, cellular component: nucleus. Gene Ontology annotation, biological process: protein ubiquitination. The record is from RefSeq and is a predicted model, not a curated record. Lineage: Eukaryota; Viridiplantae; Streptophyta; Magnoliopsida; Brassicales; Brassicaceae.
AAAAGGCCACUUUUCGCAAGAGGGUGAAUUGAGAAAUUUUUGUUAAAUUUGGACGACAUCAGAAACAGAAAGGGUCUUCUGCUUCUGCUUCUGCCUCUGCUUCUUCUUCGCCGUCUCUGUGCGGCACGACGAGAGUGCUCUUCCUCUUCUUAACUAAUAACAAUGACGGAGGAAGAGGUAGCGAUGGAAGUGGAAGCUGUAGAAGCUGUUUACGGCGAAGACUGCGUCAUAUUGGAUUCAUAUCCUCCUCAUCUUCACCUCCACAUGAAGCCCCGUACCGCCGAGAUCUCUUCUCAGCAGUUUGUGGAAGCGGUUUUGAGAAUCCAAGCAUGUUCUAAGUAUCCAGAUGAGCCACCUCGAAUUAGUCUGAUUGAAUCCAAGGGUCUGGAUGAUCAUAGGCAAAAGCAUUUGAUUGACAUAGUUCAAGAGAAAGCUUCUGAGUUAUCAUCUUCUUUAAUGCUUGUUGAACUUUGUGAGGAAGCAGUUGAGAGGCUCACAAUUAUGAAUCACCCGGAUGGAGAUUGUCCACUUUGUUUGUAUCCAUUAUUCCCUGAGGAUGACGGGACUAAACAAAUGCCAUUUAUGAAGCUGAUGUCUUGUUUUCAUUGUUUUCACUGUGAGUGCGCCAUUAGGUGGUGGAACUGGCUUCAUGCACAGAAAGAUGCUGAUUCGAAAUCUGGUGACGCUGUACACACGCGUAGAGGAUCAAGUGCUCGAGAAGAAAUAAGUAUUGCAGGUCAUUCUGGAUCAACAGAUAAAAGCUUGGGAAACUGUCCAGUGUGCCGCAAAGUAUUUCAUGCGAGUGAUAUUGAACAUGUUCUUGACUUGGUUGGUACUCAAUCACCUCAACAGGAUUCUGGUUUGAUACAAGGUGAGGACGAAGAUCCGCUGCUCCAGUCAGACUCAGAGAACAUUAGAAGAGAGCGGUUUGAGUCUAUUCUAAAGUUGCAGGAAGAAAAAGGCGGUUUGGUUCAGCCAAAGAAAAACAUAUCGGUUGUGCCUGGUAUGUAUCUUCCUCCGCCACCCCCUGCAUCAUCGUCACCCAACGAAGAAGAAGAAGCUGGUCAAAGCCAAGAACAAGGAGAAGAAGAACCCAAAGAAGCUGAAUCAGAGACAAACUCUAGCAGCUCCGCCAACAGAAGUGGUCGAGGCAGAGGCAGAGGCAGAGGGAGAGGCCGAGGCCGGGGACAUAAUGGCAACAGAAGGAAGCAGACCUUGCAAGAUCCAACAAAACCAACGAGGCAAUGGGUGCAGAGAACAAGAGAAGGUGACAACUAAUUUAUUAUUCGAAUCUUGUAUGAUGCUUCAAACUCAAACUCAAACACAAGAGUAUAUAACUUCAUAAACUGGCGGGAGAAAUUUAUUAAUGUUUCUCUUUUACCAAUUUGUAAGUUUUCUCGGAGCA